Messenger RNA from Choloepus didactylus (southern two-toed sloth), 2181 nucleotides. It is a transcript of the gene HSF1, whose product is annotated as heat shock transcription factor 1. Gene Ontology annotation, molecular function: sequence-specific DNA binding; DNA-binding transcription factor activity. The transcript is spliced from 14 exons. Bases 163 to 1803 code for a protein of 546 amino acids. Gene Ontology annotation, biological process: regulation of DNA-templated transcription. The record is from RefSeq and is a predicted model, not a curated record. NCBI's taxonomy places the organism in Eukaryota, Metazoa, Chordata, Mammalia, Pilosa, Megalonychidae.
GCGCGCGUCGCAAGAUGGCGGCGGCCAUGCCAGGCCCCGGGGCUGUGUGUGCGCAGCGCGCGGCGGCGGCGCGGCCCGGGCAGCAGGCGCGGCGGCGGCUCUAGCGCGGCCCUCGGCCCCUGCUCGCGGUCGCCCUCUCUGCCUCUCCGCGCGCGGCCCGGCAUGGAUCUGCCCGUGGGCCCCGGGGCGGCGGGGCCCAGCAACGUCCCGGCCUUCCUCACCAAGCUGUGGACCCUCGUGAGCGACCCGGACACUGACGCGCUCAUCUGCUGGAGCCCGAGUGGGGCCAGCUUCCACGUGCUUGACCAGGGCCAGUUCGCCAAGGAGGUGCUGCCCAAGUACUUCAAGCACAACAACAUGGCCAGCUUCGUGCGGCAGCUCAACAUGUACGGCUUCCGGAAAGUGGUGCACAUCGAGCAGGGUGGCCUGGUCAAGCCAGAGAAGGAUGACACGGAGUUCCAGCACCCGUGCUUCCUGCGCGGCCAAGAGCAGCUGCUCGAGAACAUCAAGAGGAAAGUGACCAGCGUGUCCACCCUGAGGAGCGAGGAUGUAAGGAUCCGCCAGGACAGCGUCAGCAAGCUGCUGACAGAUGUGCAGCUCAUGAAGGGCAAGCAGGAGAGCAUGGACUCGAAGCUCCUGGCCAUGAAGCACGAGAACGAAGCGCUGUGGAGGGAGGUGGCCAGCCUGCGGCAGAAGCACGCGCAGCAGCAGAAGGUGGUCAACAAGCUCAUCCAGUUCCUGAUCUCCCUGGUGCAGUCAAACCGGAUCCUGGGGGUGAAGAGAAAGAUCCCCCUGAUGUUGAAUGACGGCAGUCCGGCACAUUCCGUGCCCAAGUACAGCCGGCAGUUCUCCCUGGAGCACCUCCACGGUGCAGCCCCGUACUCGGCCCCGUCCCCGGCCUACAGCGGCUCCAGCCUCUACUCGCCGGACGCUGUCACCAGCUCCGGGCCCAUCAUCUCCGAUGUCACCGAGCUGGCCCCAGCCAGCCCCUUGGCCGCCACCGGCAGGCACAGAGAUGAGAGGCCCCUGGUGCGCGUCAAGGAGGAGCCGCCCAGCCCCCCGCGGAGCCCCCGGGUGGAGGCGGUGAGCCCCGGGCAGCCAGCCUCUGUGGAGACCCCCUUGUCCCCAUCCACCCUCAUCGACUCCAUCCUGCGUGAAAGCGAACCUGCCGCUGCAGCCCCGCUGCCCACCCCCGCCGGAGGCCGCGCCCCCACGCCCCCACCCACCGUGGCCCCGGAGAAGUGCCUCAGCGUCGCCUGCCUGGACAAUUUGUCGCGCACUCCGCUGACGUCUGGGGUCGCCCGCCUCUUCCCCUGCCCCUCUUCCUCCUCUCCGCGUGGCCGAGGCCAGCCCGGGAACGAGCUCAGUGACCACUUGGACGCCAUGGACUCCAGCCUGGACAGCCUGCAGAGCCUGCUGAGCAGCCACGGCUUCAGCGUGGACACCAGCGCCCUGCUGGAUCUCUUCAGCCCCUCGGUGGCCGUGCCCGACGUGAGCCUGCCGGACCUCGACAGCAGCCUGGCCAGCAUCCAGGAGCUCCUCUCCCCUCAGGAGCCGCCCAGGCCGCUGGAGGCUGAGAAUUGCGACUCCGACUCAGGGAAGCAGCUGGUGCACUACACAGCCCAGCCCCUGCUGCUGGUGGACCCCGGCCCCGUGGACGCAGCCAGCACCGACCUGCCCGUGCUCUUCGAGCUGGGGGAGGGCUCCUAUUUCUCGGAGGGGGACGACUACACAGAGGACCCCACCAUCUCCCUGCUGACAGGCUCUGAGCCCCCCAAAGCCCAGGACCCCACCGUCUCCUAGAGGCCCCAGGAGCACACUGGGGCCACCCUCCCCCUGCCCACCUCCCUCCUGGUGCGGGGUAGACAUGUGGGGCCCAGGAGGGUGCUGCGUGUCAGCCGCCCGGCCCGGGGGUGAGGAGGGGGCUCCCGGGCCUGCGGCAGGAGUGAUGAGGCCCUGCAGCACGCCUUGCCCCAGCCCCGUGCUCCCCAGGCUAUGGGGGCUCCGCUGGCACACUGUGGACUGGUCCUGCAGGUUGUUAAUAGUCAGAUUUGUAUUUUGGAUUUUUACAUGAGAAGUCCACGUUCCCUUUGUGUAGAGAUACAGACACAUGUACAGGUGGACAGAUGGAUGGACAGGAUGCAGGGAUUUAUAAACAGAUGAGCUCUGCACUUGUGGCCU